CGGUAAAACCUUGUGUGCUGAUUGAUUCUCUUUACUUUAUUAUCUUGGAACAUAUCUCCAACGCCACACAUAAAACCCUAGUUCUUCUUCAAUUGUGGCGUUAAGACGCCAGCCGAUUCACCUUAUCUGCAUCCUUCAAUCAUCCAUUGCACACAGGAGUUUCUGUCAAAUUAGUAGCGAGAUGGCAGAUACCGACAGCGCGAAGAGCUUCAAGAGGCGGGACCAGCUUUUAGAAAUGGAACACGAAGUGAGAAAAUGGUGGGAUGAAAGUCAUGUUUUCAAUGCUGAAGCUCACGACCAACCUCCCAAAGAAGGCGACAAGUUUUUCGGCACCUUCCCGUUUCCGUAUAUGAAUGGGUAUUUGCACUUGGGGCAUGCAUUUUCACUCUCUAAGCUUGAGUUUGCUGCCGCUUAUCACAGGUUAAGGGGUGCUAAUGUCCUUUUACCCUUUGGAUUCCAUUGUACUGGAAUGCCAAUUAAAGCAUCUGCUGAUAAACUUAGAAGGGAGAUUGAAAAAUUUGGUAAUCCACCUGUUUUUCCUUCAGAGGAGGUGGUUAAUGAACCCGAACCCGAACCUAAACCUAAUGAAGGAAAUAACCCAGAAAAGUUUAAGGGGAAAAAAUCAAAGGUGGCAUCAAAAACUGGUAGGGAGACCUACCAGUGGGAGAUAAUGCGUGGUUACGGUUUAUCUGAUGCUGAAAUUGCUACAUUUCAAGACCCUGUUCAAUGGCUGCGGUUUUUUCCUCCUUUGGCUGUUGAAGAUCUUAAAGCUUUCGGAUUGGGUGCUGAUUGGAGGAGGUCGUUUAUCACUACAGACAUCAACCCGUUUUUUGACAAGUUUGUGAGGUGGCAGAUGCGGAAGUUAAAAUCAUUUGGGAAGAUCGUUAAAGAUUUACGAUACACAAUCUAUUCACCUUUAGAUGGGCAGCCGUGCGCUGAUCAUGAUCGCGCAUCAGGUGAAGGUGUUAUUCCCCAAGAGUACACACUCAUUAAGAUGGAGGUUGUCCCACCAUUCCCUCCCAAAUUUGCACAUUUAGAAGGCAAGAAAGUCUAUCUGGCAGCUGCAACAUUGAGGCCAGAAACUAUGUAUGGGCAGACAAAUUCAUGGGUAUUACCAGAUGGCAAAUAUGGAGCCUUUGAGAUCAAUGAAUCUGAAGUUUUUAUCUUAACUGAGCGGGCCGCUCGAAAUCUUGCUUAUCAGAGACUGUCCAGGGUGCCUGAAAAGGCUACAUGCAUAGUUGAGUUGACUGGUCAAGAUCUUAUUGGGUUACCUCUUCGAUCACCGCUUUCAUUCAAUGAAAUUAUAUACUGUCUUCCAAUGCUCUCGGUUCUCACUGAUAAGGGUACUGGGAUAGUUACCAGCGUUCCUAGUGACUCACCUGAUGAUUUCAUGGCAUUGCAGGAUUUGAAAGCAAAAGCUCCUUUUAGGGCUAAAUUCGGUGUAAAAGAUGAGUGGGUAUUACCCUUUGAGGUCGUCCCGAUCAUCAGCCACCCCGAGUUCGGUGACAAAUCUGCUGAAAAAAUAUGCACGGACAUGAAAAUCAAGAGCCAAAACGAGAGGGAAAAGCUUGACGCUGCUAAAAAGGUAAUCUACAAGGGUGGUUUUUAUGAAGGAACCAUGAUUGCUGGCGAAUAUGCUGGAAUGCGUGUUCAAGAUGCUAAAAACUUAAUCAGAAGCAAGCUGCUAGAACUUAACCAAGCUGUUGUGUACAGUGAACCCGAGAAGAAAGUAAUGUCAAGAUCAGGUGACGAGUGUGUUGUUGCAUUAACUGACCAAUGGUAUCUGACUUAUGGUGAAUCUAGCUGGCGACAAACUGCAGAGGAGUGCUUAGCCAACAUGAAUUUAUAUUCUGAUGAGACCCGACAUGGUUUUGAACAUACGCUGAGCUGGCUGAACCAAUGGGCAUGUUCUAGAAGUUUUGGUCUUGGGACCCGUAUACCAUGGGAUGAGGAGUUUUUAGUGGAAUCUUUAUCCGAUUCAACCAUCUACAUGGCUUACUAUACGGUCUGCCAUCUGUUACAGAAAGGGGAUUUAUUUGGUGUGGACACGUCUACUGUAAAACCCGAACAGCUUACAGAUGAUGUUUGGGAUUAUUUAUUUCUUUCUGGCCCAGAACCUCAGUCAUCAGAUAUUUCAUCGACUCUUCUUAAAAAGAUGAGGCAGGAGUUUCAAUAUUGGUAUCCUGUUGACCUUCGUGUUUCUGGUAAGGAUUUAAUACAGAAUCAUCUUACGUUCUGUAUUUAUAACCACACAGCAAUAUUUCCCAAAGAACACUGGCCUCGUGGGUUUAGAUGUAAUGGUCACAUUAUGUUGAAUUCUGAGAAAAUGUCCAAGUCAACCGGGAAUUUUAGGACGUUGAAACAAGCUAUUGAAGAAUUCUCAGCAGAUGCCACUAGAUUCUCUCUUGCUGAUGCUGGUGAUGGGAUGGAUGAUGCUAAUUUUGUGUUUGAAACGGCGAAUGCUGCGAUUUUACGUCUUACUAAGGAGAGAGCGUGGAUGGAGGAGGUUCUUGCUGCUGAGUCAACUUUAAGAGUGGGCCCGCCUUCCAUUUAUGCUGACCGUGUAUUUGCUAAUGAAAUGAACUUUGCUAUAAAAAUGACUCAGAAGAACUACAGUGAUUACAUGUUCCGUGAAGCUCUUAAAUCAGGGUUCUAUGAUCUUCAAGCUGCUAGAGAUGAAUAUAGGUUUUCUUGUGGGUCGACUGGCAUGAAUCGUGAUCUUUUGUGGCGGUUCAUGGAUAUUCAAACACGGCUUAUUGCUCCUAUCUGCCCCCAUUAUUCUGAAUAUGUAUGGAAGAAACUUCUAAAGAAACAAGGGUUUGUGAUCAAAGCUGGAUGGCCUGAAGCUGAAAACCCUGAUCUCACCCUGCAAAUGGCUAACAGAUACUUACAGGAGUCUAUAACCAAUUUCAGGAAGCUUCUUCUGAAGCAGGCUUCUGGUGGCUCAAAGAAAGGUAGCAACAACAAAGCUGGUAAUCUGAGCAAACCAACAAUUGGGCUUAUAUUUGUGAAUGAACAAUAUGAUGGAUGGAAAAAAGAGUGUUUGAACAUCUUACGAGACAAAUUCGAUAGUCAAAACCGUAAAUUUGCACCAGACCAGGAGAUACUACAAGCAUUGCAGCAGAGUACAGUGGGCCAGGAAGGAAACUUUAAGCAAAUACAGAAGCUAUGCAUGCCCUUCUUGAGGUUUAAGAAGGAUGAGGUGAUGACACUUGGCACGCAAGCAUUGGAUCUAAGGCUGCCAUUUGGUGAAAUCGAGGUUCUUCAAGAGAACUUAGAGUUGAUUAAGAGACAGAUAGGCCUUGAACAUGUUGAAAUUUUGUCAGCUACUGAUUCAGAUGCGGUUAGCAAGGCUGGCCGCCAUGCUUCGUUGCUAAAACAAACUCCACCAUCACCAGGAUCUCCUACCGCUAUCUUUUUGACUAAGGAUGAUUUAGCCUGAAGAUCUGGGAUUAAGAGAAUGGAAAAGAGUGCUAAACCUUCUGGCUGACUCAGUGAUUGAGAGUGAGACAAGUUUUGGUGCACACUCACGUCUUAACCCACUUUAGGCAUCAAAGGCACAGAAUGGAGUAUGAUAUGCUCGAGUUAUUUGGCUUUUACACACUUUUUGUACUGAUGACACAGUUGGUGGGAAGAAACGCUCCUUUUCAUCAAGAAGUUGGUGGAAUAGUAUAAUGUUUGUCGUUUUUGGUUAUGUUUUGUAGAAACUUUUUUUUUUUUUUUUGCUUUUGUUAACAAUGUAUGUGGUCAAGUGCUUUCUAACUCCAGUUAUACAUCGUUUGUUCCAUCUUUG
This is a messenger RNA of Helianthus annuus (common sunflower), 3793 nucleotides long. RefSeq names its product leucine--tRNA ligase, cytoplasmic. The transcript has 7 exons. Gene Ontology annotation, biological process: leucyl-tRNA aminoacylation. NCBI's taxonomy places the organism in Eukaryota, Viridiplantae, Streptophyta, Magnoliopsida, Asterales, Asteraceae. The coding region runs from base 182 to 3442 and encodes 1086 amino acids. Gene Ontology annotation, molecular function: aminoacyl-tRNA deacylase activity; ATP binding; leucine-tRNA ligase activity. The record is from RefSeq and is a predicted model, not a curated record.